UCAAAUCUAAGUACGUCUACUCCUGGUUCGUUGCAUACUGCGCUGCCUCCAUGCCUGGAAGUCAACAUCAAGGUAUGCACAUGCACCGCACUACUUCAGUUGUUCGACACGUUCGGUGAUGCUCAAGCAAAGGAGUGCAGCAUUGUCUGCAUACUCACAGCAAUCCCAGAUGAGACCCUACGUUCCAAGCAUACGCAUAGGACGCCAUCACAUGGCCUGCAUCACCGUUCGAGCUGAUCCUCGUCCAGCAGGAGCUCAGAAGAGAAGGGGGCGCACCAGACAGUGGGUGGAUACAUAUCGUUAUGAUCGUCGUCGUCGUCUCAGUUGGUCUAAGCGCUAGCGACGAUUUCCUGUGCUGCCUGAUUGCUUCCGAAUCCGCAUGAGACAUGAUCCACUUCACGGCGUAUAUACUCAGCCAACUCUCUCCCCUGUCAGGUCUCAUCGAAACUUCAUAGUUACGGCCGAAACUGCAGGCUCGCAAAAUGAAAGCAUCUCGCCAAAUCCCGACCUGCAUCAGAACGCCGCCUUCAAAUCCGCGAGAGCUCGUCAAAAAGUGGCCGAAUGUCUACAAAGUCUUCUUUAUAUCAAGCUGUAUCCAGGCGAAGUUAUCGUUCAGUGCACUCUGUUGGCGCUCAACCACAUCCAACACGGGUUUCCCGGAUAGCACGUAUUGUUUAGGACUCGGUUGUCAAGCGGAGCUCGCCGCAUCAUGAUACAUAGAUCCGUACUCUCGCCACGCUGACGCAUAAACCAUAGGGCUCUAUUAAAAGGCGAUCUCGCGCCCUUACGAGUCGCCAUUGCCUUGCGUACCCGGCUUCACGCCGCGUACAUCCAGCGCCUGUGCUGCACUCAACGAGCACUCGAGCGUAUGCGACAGGACUGGUCUCAGACAAUGUGUCAGCUGGAGGCGCAGC
Molecule: messenger RNA, 914 nt
Organism: Dichomitus squalens LYAD-421 SS1
Lineage: Eukaryota; Fungi; Basidiomycota; Agaricomycetes; Polyporales; Polyporaceae
Exons: 3
Coding region: 380-664 (94 amino acids)
Source: RefSeq, a predicted model, not a curated record